Molecule: messenger RNA, 1192 nt
Organism: Aspergillus wentii DTO 134E9
Lineage: Eukaryota; Fungi; Ascomycota; Eurotiomycetes; Eurotiales; Aspergillaceae
Exons: 2
Coding region: 96-1028 (310 amino acids)
Biological process (GO): peroxisome fission
Cellular component (GO): peroxisomal membrane
Source: RefSeq, a predicted model, not a curated record
GUUGAUCGUCAACAAAACCACAUAUUAAACCACCUUUUCCGUCCCCUCUCCGUUGUCAUUUCUCCCAGACGUCCAUCUUUUCAAUAACGACAGCCAUGGCAGACGAAAACCCUCCCGGCGCUGCUGCUGAGGUCUCUGAGAAGACAGAGAGUGUGGGGAAGUCGAUCAGCCCCGCAGGUCCGUCACCAUCACCGUCAAAUGAUCCUCAGCGCCGACUGUUGGCAGCGUUGAAGGCGACGGAUAACACUGUUCACCGUCUCGACAAACUCGUGUCCAGCGCAGCCGGAGAAGAAAGAGCCCUCGCAAUCACCGGCUACCUCUCACAUGCCCUCCACCACCUCCUCGCAUCAGCCCCCUCAAUCGCCCUUCAGACCCGUCUCAGUCUGCUCGCGCGACUGAGACAACAAAAUCGCAAACCUACCUCCCCCCAACCAUCAGCACCCUCAUCCUCAAAACUCCUCGCUCUCUCCUCCCUCAUCUCCGAAACCCGCUACACGCUCCGACUUUUCGGCCUCCUCCCACUCUGGACGUGGGGGUCACAAACGAUCAAAAACCCACCCUCCGACCCCGUCAUCCGCGCAAUCACCCUCAUCCAGGUCGUCGUGAACGUCAUCUACCAAGCCCUCGAGAACGGCGGCUACCUUGCCGCCAAGGGGAUCGUGUCGAAAAAGUUCGUUGACCGCUGGGGCGGCAUCGAUAAAUGGUAUCUCUGGAGCACGCGGGCGUGGUUCGGACACAUUUUCUUCCAGUUCUUCGCCCUGUGGCGACAGAGUGUGCUGCGGCGACGAAAGACCGAGGAGCAGGUUAAGAUCACCGGCAAGGAGUUGUCGAGUGAGGAGGAGCGUGCUACGCUGAGAGCCGAGAUCCGCGCUUGGAGGAAGAGUCUCGUGAAUAACGUCUUCUGGGCUCCGUUGUGCUUGCACUGGAGUGUGGAAAAGGGAAUCGGCGUGCCGGAUAGCCUGUCGGGGGUUAUUAGUUUUUGUGCGGGGGCUUGGGGAUUUUAUGACCUUUGGAAUGCGACUGUAUAGUUUUGCUGCUCGUUGUUAUUUGGUUAGUUUUUUGGGUGUAUAUCUAUGAAGGAGCUUUAUAUAUAGACAGGGGUUAUAAUUAUAGACUUGGUGUGUGCAAUAUGAAAGAAUGUAUAUCAAGCUGCAGAUCCCAGCUACAGUGCAAAGCUUUUUCUGUCAUUCAA